CUUGAAACCUGUAUUUCUUUCUUCUGCAGGUGUGUGGCAUGUGUGGAAAUUACAACGGUCUGCAGAAUGAUGAAUUGCUCUUGCCCUGCUUGGAGAUGGCACACAAUGUCUCCCAGUUUGGAAACAGCUGGAAGUCAGCUGCAGACAGUCCCUCAGGGUGCCUGCCUGAUGAAAGAGAUCACCUGGGCCCAUCCUGCACUGCGUUGGAGAGGCCUGAGGUUGAAACGCAGUGCAAGGUGCUGCUGUCCGACACGUUUAAACCCUGUCAUCAUUUGAUCAGACCAGACCUUUUCAUUGAUAACUGUGUCUACGACAUGUGCAAAUAUCACGGCAUGGUGUCGGCCCUUUGUGACAUGAUCCAAGCGUAUGUAGAUGGCUGUGCGAGUGAGGGGAUCCACAUAAAAUGGAGGAACAGCACCUUCUGUCCUUUGUCAUGCCCACAGAACAGCCACUACUCACACUGUGUACCUGCCUGCCAGCUCACCUGCAAUGACAUCCAUGAGUCGACUCCCUGUGAUGAGCCAGCAGUGUGCCGGGAAGGCUGCACAUGCAGCCAGGGCUAUGUCCUGAGCGAUAGCCAAUGCGUUCCUGUGAGGGAAUGUGGCUGCAGGGACGAGGCCGGUAAUUACUACAAUGUAGGUGACUCUUGAAGAGUGUCCCAUUGAACUGUAUGGCAUAAGAAUUAC
Messenger RNA from Polyodon spathula (Mississippi paddlefish), 686 nucleotides. RefSeq names its product von Willebrand factor-like. Lineage: Eukaryota; Metazoa; Chordata; Actinopteri; Acipenseriformes; Polyodontidae. The transcript is spliced from 3 exons. The record is from RefSeq and is a predicted model, not a curated record. Gene Ontology annotation, cellular component: extracellular matrix. The coding region runs from base 39 to 650 and encodes 203 amino acids.